AGAUCGUCACCUAUCGAAUGCGAAUGACAUCUACACAUACUCGAAAGAAGUAAAGGAGAAACACAGAGGUGAAAAACUCAACUUGAGUGGAAUGAGAAGUUAAGAACAAAGAGGGCGGGAGUCAUAAGGAGCUAAGAGAGGGAGAUCUGAAAGUGAUUUGAUCCCCAAACCCUAAGUACUAAGGGUUUCUUAACAAAUGGAGUACAGAAAAAUCAAAGACGAUGAGGAUAGGGACGCCGAUUUGAUUGAAGCUGAUGUGGGGAGCUUGCACGGGAAAUCUUUAACAGGGGUUUCUUUAAAUAACAAGAAUACAUUGGGAAGUAGCUUUGGUGAUCGGUCCAAGUGGAAAAUCAAGUCAAUUGUCACACUUGCGUUAACUCUCCUCACGAGUUCACAGGCAAUUCUGAUUGUCUGGUCUAAAAGGGCUGGGAAAUAUGAUUACAGUGUGACGACUGCAAAUUUUUCGGUGGAGGCAUUGAAAUGUGCUCUAUCACUCGCAGCUCUGGCAAGAACGUGGAAAAGUGAAGGUGUCACAGAGGAUAACAAGUUGAGUACAACAUUUAAUGAAGUCAUUUACUACCCCAUUCCUGCCGCACUUUAUCUUGUUAAGAAUUUACUUCAGUAUUACAUCUUUGCCUAUGUCGAUGCUCCGGGUUACCAAAUACUGAAGAAUUUCAAUAUCAUUAGCACCGGGGUGUUAUAUCGUAUCAUACUAAAGAAAAAGUUGAGUGAGAUUCAGUGGGCAGCUUUUAUUCUGUUAUGUGCUGGUUGUACUACUGCACAACUUGAUCCUUCUUCUGAUCAUGUUCUUCAAACUCCUUUCCAAGGAUGGAUAAUGGCCAUUAUCAUGGCACUUCUAAGUGGUUUUGCAGGGGUGUACACAGAGGCAAUAAUGAAGAAGCGUCUAUCAAGAAAUAUCAACGUGCAGAACUUUUGGCUGUAUGUCUUCGGCAUGCUCUUCAAUGCCAUAGCAAUUUUUGUUCAGGAUUUCGAUGCGGUCAUGAACAAGGGAUUCUUUCAUGGCUACACACUAAUUACUACAUUAAUGAUUCUCAACCAUGCACUAAGUGGUAUCGCUGUAUCAAUGGUUAUGAAGUAUGCUGAUAAUAUUGUUAAGGUCUAUUCUACUUCAGUGGCAAUGCUUCUCACUGCGAUUGUGUCAGUGUUUCUCUUUAACUUCCAUCUCUCCCUUGCAUUCUUCCUUGGUUCGAUGGUUGUAUCUGUAUCGGUCUAUCUGCACUCCAUAAGUAAGAUCCAGAAAUAGUUGUUUGUUGGUUAACCAAUUUUAGUGUCUUUUAAUGUAAAAUCUGUGGAAAUUCUUUUUCUGCUGUAAUUCUCUGCUUGUAAGUGAUUCAGUUUACAUUAUAUUCCAUUUACAUUAUUAUUUUUUGAGGUUA
Molecule: messenger RNA, 1397 nt
Organism: Papaver somniferum (opium poppy)
Lineage: Eukaryota; Viridiplantae; Streptophyta; Magnoliopsida; Ranunculales; Papaveraceae
Product: CMP-sialic acid transporter 2-like
Exons: 15
Coding region: 197-1264 (355 amino acids)
Biological process (GO): pyrimidine nucleotide-sugar transmembrane transport
Cellular component (GO): Golgi membrane
Molecular function (GO): pyrimidine nucleotide-sugar transmembrane transporter activity
Source: RefSeq, a predicted model, not a curated record